This is a messenger RNA of Formica exsecta, 2090 nucleotides long. Its product is annotated as organic cation transporter protein-like. Gene Ontology annotation, biological process: transmembrane transport. The record is from RefSeq and is a predicted model, not a curated record. The transcript is spliced from 9 exons. The annotation marks the transcript as partial. NCBI's taxonomy places the organism in Eukaryota, Metazoa, Arthropoda, Insecta, Hymenoptera, Formicidae. Gene Ontology annotation, cellular component: membrane. Gene Ontology annotation, molecular function: transmembrane transporter activity.
CGAUUGCUCGGAAUAAACUAUGUCAUCGUCGCUAUGAGUCAUGCAUUACUGAUUUUCCAUAAUUAUACACCAAAAUUUUAUUGUCAGGCGAAAGAUUCAUCGCAUAAGACUUAUGGCUGCCAAGAGACCGCAAAUUUGUCGAUUGUUGCCAAUCUAACUUCCGUGUUGCCAGAAGUGCCGGUCCUUGCGGCUUGUUCCGGCGAAUAUCGCUUCGUGACGGAGUUUGCGGAGAACAGCGUCGUCACCGAAUGGGGUUUAAUAUGCGAGAGACGGUAUUUGUCUUUCCUCGGUCCGACUGUUUAUUAUACCGGAGUUCUUUUGGGUGCGUGGAUAACCGGAUUUUUGGCCGAUUGUAUCGGCAGACUUCCGGUCCAAGCGAUAUGUCUUUACGCGCAAGGCACGAUGGCGGUAGCACUCUACAUGGUACAGAGUUAUCCCGCGUUUCUGGUGCUGCGUGGACUUCAAGGGAUAUUCGUUCAGGGUUUGCAGAAUUCCACGUAUAUUCUCUCUCUGGAGCUAUUCCCAGUGCGAUUUCGCACUCUCGUCGCAUUGAUUAUGCAGAUCUCCUGGUCAAUCGGUCUCGUACUGCUCGCGAUGCUCAGUUAUAUGAUUCCCGAUUGGCGAAUUUUACAGUUGGCCGUUUCCGUGCCCACCGCGAUCACUGUGUUGUAUAUUUGGAUUAUACCAGAAUCGCCAAGAUGGCUAUUAGCUAAAGGAAAAUUGACAGAGGCCGAUAUAGCUUUUGAAAGAAUCGCAAAGUAUAACAGCUGCUGUAUCAGAUCGCGAACGGAGAAUAUCUUUUUGCAAGAAGCAUGCGUGAAAAGUAAUGCAACACCGAUAAAACCAGAAAGGAAGUCGCGCGUCACCAGCGUUGAACUAAAGAAAGCGAAGGCGGAUGAAAAUCAACGGGAAGAAGCUACGAGCUUGUUGAACCGCUCAGAGCCAACUGAACGAAAAGUUAUAGAAAGAACUUCGAAAACCAAUUCGGUAAACUUGGAAAACACUUUUUUUACCCUGGAUUUACAUCGAGAAACGCCAAGUUCCGCGAAAAAUUUCGACGAGAAAAAUUUGCCUUCCAGUUCGAUUUGCGAUCGAAACUCGAGAACAAUUUCUCAAUCAAGUGAUCAGAAAGAAGUUUCCCUAAAAGAUACAGAGGUAGUAUUGCGUAGAAUAAAGAAAGAAAACAUGAACGAAAAUGAACAAAAGACGGAAAAUAAGAAGAAGCAGACGAACAAGAUGAGCUCAAUAUUAAAGAACAUGUCGGAAUCAUUGACGUUAAGAAAACACGGAGUUAUAAUGAUUUGUCAAUGGUGGACAUCUGCGAUGGCAUGCAGCAUACUUGACGAUUUGACGCCAAAUUUUCCGGUUAAUAGGCAUAUAACAUUUGCUGUGGGAGGAGUUCUCGAGAUAGCAACGUACACAUUUAUAUAUUUUGUAGUAUCUAAAUAUGGUAGACGGCUGUCUAUGUGCAUAUACCAGUCCUUCAAUGGUGCCGUGUGUAUUCUAAUUGCAAUCUUUCUCAUUUUAAAAACUACCACUACACCGUGGAUCGAUCUUGCGAAAACGAUAAUGUUGCUAUUUGGCAAAAUGACUGUCACGGGUACCAUAUCUAUUGCUUACUUGUAUACCGUUGAAACAUUCCCAACAGUGAUACGAGGUAGUUGCUUAGGUUUAUGCGUGGUAUUCGCAAAACUCGGCAAUCUAAGCAUCCUACAUUCGCUGCUGUCGGAACAACAUAUGCCACUUCCAGUACCGUUAUUGGCUGUUGGCAUAUUGUGCCUCAUCGGCGGACUUUUGGUUCUGAUUUUACCCGAGACUCUCGACAGAAUUUUACCAGACCGAAUAACGAGUGUGGAGGAUAUAAUCGAUGAUAGCAAUUGCAAGAAAGAUAGCGUUAAUAUAGAAAAUGAUACAGAAAACAAUUUGACAGAUAAACAAAUUCUAAGGGAGAAACUCUUUUCAGAGGACUGGGUAGAUGCUGGCAAUGGAAUUCUGGUGAAUUUCACGGAAAAUAAAAAUAUCGAAUAAUCUAUAAAAUAAUUUUGUGUAUAAAGUAUGUUCAUUUUUACUAAAUAAAUAUCAUCCGCAUA